CUUUCUCGAAGAAUAAAUGGAGCAAAAAGUAAGGAAGCAAUUCUAAGUCCAACAAAAAAUGGGGAUAUGUUCUCAAUAUGGAACUUUGAUGGGAGGGUUGCAUUUGAAGACAUUAUUGCAGCAACUGAAGAUUUCGACAUUCGAUAUUGCAUUGGUACUGGUGGCUAUGGUAGUGUUUACAAGGCACAAUUGCCAAAUGGCAAAGUAGUUGCCUUAAAAAAACUUCAUCGGAGGGAAUCGGAGGUACCCACUUUUGACAGGAGUUUUAGGAAUGAAGCUAAGAUGUUGACAGAAAUACGACAUAAGAAUAUUGUCAAGCUUCAUGGAGAUGAUGCUGAAGCUGUGGAAUUGGACUGGAUGAGAAGGGUGAAUGUCAUAAAAAACACAGCACAUGCUUUGUGUUACCUUCACCAUGACUGUAUCCCACCCAUCCUUCAUCGGGACAUAUCAAGCAACAACAUUCUAUUAAACUCGGAGUUAGAGGCUUUUGUUUCUGACUUUGGAAAUGCUAGGCUUUUGGAUCCUGAUUCAUCUAAUCAUACCACGCUUGCUGGCACCUAUGGUUAUAUUGCCCCAGAGCUUGCCUAUACAAUGGUUAUGACUGAGAAAUGUGAUGUUUAUAGCUUUGGGGUUAUAGCAUUGGAAGUACUAAUGGGAAGGCAUCCUAGAGAACUGUUGACAUUGUUAUCAAAACCAUAUUCUUUGCAAAAUGUGAUGCUAAGUGAUGUAUUGGACACACGUCCAUCGCCUCCAAGAAGCAGAAAUGUUAUCCAAAGUAUUGUUGUUGCUGCUAUGCUUGCAUUGGCUUGCUUGCGUGCAAAACCCAAGUCCAGACCAACAAUGAAAUAUGUGUCUCAACAAUUUGUUGCCCGCCAAAAACAGCUUUUGAAGCCUAUUUCAACUAUUUCUUUGUUGGAACUUGUAAGUUCCGAUUUGGGGAUGGAAAAUGGAAGGGAACCUCAACCGGGAAUUGUAUUAGAACUUGCAAAACUAAAUACUGAUUUGGGGAUGGAAAAUGAGAGAGAAUCUCAUUCAGAAGUUUCAUGUCAUCUAGAUGAUGAGUUCCAUGGUUCUUCCUCAAAUUAGAUUCAACCGAGUUUCCUUGUCCUUUUUUUUUUUAAAAAAUAAAUCUGUUUGUCUAUU
This is a messenger RNA of Rubroshorea leprosula, 1143 nucleotides long. Lineage: Eukaryota; Viridiplantae; Streptophyta; Magnoliopsida; Malvales; Dipterocarpaceae. The record is from the annotation of a GenBank genome assembly.